AUGGCACUGACGACCGUCGAGCCUCCCGUCCAAUCCACGAAAUCCCUCGCUCCUCCACCUGAUGUGAUAACCACACCCUGCGACCCAUGGCCUCGACCCUACUACCUCGAAGACAAUCUCCGCAGAGUUGCGCCAUACCACUUUACAUACAACACAAACGUAAAAGAGCGAUGGCGGGGGAGAGAGUUGUUGGACAUCUUUCGCGAGGAGUUUCGUGACCGGCCGGAGGAGUAUUAUAAAGAUGCCAUAGAUACGGGCAAGAUCCAAGUCAACGGUCAAUCGUCCACCCGCAUCGCUCACGUCAAGAACGGCGAUGUGAUAAGUCAUACUCUGCAUCGCCAUGAGCCGCCCGUGACAGCCCAGCCCAUCGGUAUCGUACAUGAAGACGACGAUAUGAUCGUCAUCAAUAAGCCUGCCGGUGUACCUGUUCACCCUGCAGGCCGCUACAAUUACAACAGCGUGGUGGAAAUUAUGCGUGCGCAGAGGGGCCACCAAUGGAACCCACUUCCUUGUAACCGCCUGGAUCGACUGACGAGUGGGGUCAUGUUUAUCGGCAAGCAUAAGAAGGCUGCGGAGGCGCUCACGGAACAGCUGAUGGGCAGGACGGUGAGGAAGGAGUAUGUGGCAAGGGUGAGAGGGGAGUUCCCAGCCGAGGAUGUGGUUUGCGAGCAGCCGAUCCUGCAGAUCUCGCCGAAACUGGGGCUGAACAGAGUUCGUGCGAAUGGCAAACAAGCCAAGACUGUGUUCAAGCGACUGGCGUACUAUCCACCCAAACCUCCACAGCCGAACACCGACAUAGAAGAAGGUCCUUCCAAACAAGGCUACUCCAUCGUCCGCUGCCUCCCCCUUACAGGCCGCACCCACCAACUUCGCGUCCAUCUCCAAUUCCUUGGUCACCCUAUAAGUAACGACCCCAUUUACGCCAAUCGCCGCGUCUUCGGCUCCGCUCUAGGCCACUCCGUAAGCACCUCAGAUGACGACGAAGACAUAAUGACCCGCCUAGCCCGCAUGGGCAAAGAUGAAAUCGCCGAAGCGGUCGCCUACGAAGACGAAAUGGUGGCUGACUACAAUGCCAAGAAAGCGGAGAAAAUGACAGGAGAGUUGUGUGAGAUUUGUGACACGCCGUUGUAUUCCGACCCCGGUCCUCAUGAGCUGGGGAUUUAUCUUCAUGCGAAGAAGUAUGCUGAUGCGGAUGGGAGAUGGGGCUAUGAGACGCCGUUACCUGCUUGGGCGCUACCGCCUGAGGGUGCUAAGGGACCUGUGGAAGUAACGAGUGAAAGUGAUCCGGCGAAAUUUGUUCAGGCUGAGGUCGAUUUUAUAGAGUAA
Messenger RNA from Recurvomyces mirabilis, 1326 nucleotides. It is a transcript of the gene RIB2, whose product is annotated as DRAP deaminase. Gene Ontology annotation, biological process: enzyme-directed rRNA pseudouridine synthesis. The record is from RefSeq and is a predicted model, not a curated record. The transcript is spliced from 2 exons. The coding region runs from base 1 to 1326 and encodes 441 amino acids. Lineage: Eukaryota; Fungi; Ascomycota; Dothideomycetes; Mycosphaerellales; Teratosphaeriaceae. Gene Ontology annotation, molecular function: pseudouridine synthase activity; RNA binding.